Closterium sp. NIES-65 is the source of this 24108-nucleotide messenger RNA. Lineage: Eukaryota; Viridiplantae; Streptophyta; Zygnematophyceae; Desmidiales; Closteriaceae. The record is from the annotation of a GenBank genome assembly.
AUGGUUGGUAAGCAAGUGCAAGGGAGGGCAGGGCUAAGGGCAUUGAGCAGGGAGCACACGAAUGUGGUGCACACUGGCACGAAUGUGGUGCACACUGGCACGAAUGUGGUGCACAGUGGCACGAAUGUGGUGCACAGUGGCACGAAUGUGGUGCACACUGACACGAAUGUGGUGCACAGUGGCACGAAUGUGGUGCACAGUGGCACGAAUGUGGUGCACACUGGCACGAAUGUGGUGCACAGUGGCAUGAAUGUGGUGCACACUGGCACGAAUGUGGUGCACACUGGCACGAAUGUGGUGCACGCUGGCACGAAUGUGGUGCACACUGGCACGAAUGUGGUGCACACUGGCACGAAUGUGGUGCACACUGGCACGAAUGUGGUGCACACUGGCACGAAUGUGGUGCACACUGGCACGAAUGUGGUGCACACUGGCACGAAUGUGGUGCACACUGGCACGAAUGUGGUGCACACUGGCACGAAUGUGGUGCACAGUGGCACGAAUGUGGUGCACACUGGCACGAAUGUAGUGCGCACUGGCACGAAUGUGGUGCACACUGGCACGAAUGUGGUGCACACUGGCACGAAUGUGGUGCACACUGGCACGAAUGUGGUGCACACUGGCACGAAUGUGGUGCACACUGGCACGAAUGUGGUGCACACUGGCACGAAUGUGGUGCACAGUGGCACAAAUGUGGUGCACACUGGCACGAAUGUGGUGCACAGUGGCAUGAAUGUGGUGCACACUGGCACGAAUGUGGUGCACAGUGGCACGAAUGUGGUGCACACUGGCACGAAUGUGGUGCACACUGGCACGAAUGUGGUGCACACUGGCACGAAUGUGGUGCACACUGGCACGAAUGUGGUGCACACUGGCACGAAUGUGGUGCACACUGGCACGAAUGUGGUGCACAGUGGCACGAAUGUGGUGCACACUGGCACGAAUGUGGUGCACACUGGCACGAAUGUGGUGCACACUGGCACGAAUGUGGUGCACACUGGCACGAAUGUGGUGCACACUGGCACGAAUGUGGUGCACACUGGCACGAAUGUGGUGCACACUGGCACGAAUGUGGUGCACACUGGCACGAAUGUGGUGCACACUGGCACGAAUGUGGUGCACACUGGCACGAAUGUGGUGCACACUGGCACGAAUGUGGUGCACACUGGCACGAAUGUGGUGCACAGUGGCACGAAUGAGGUGCACAUUGGCACGAAUGUGGUGCACACUGGCACGAAUGUGGUGCACAGUGGCACAAAUGUGGUGCACACUGGCACGAAUGUGGUGCACAGUGGCAUGAAUGUGGUGCACACUGGCACGAAUGUGGUGCACAGUGGCACGAAAGUGGUGCACACUGGCACGAAUGUGGUGCACACUGGCACGAAUGUGGUGCACAGUGGCACGAAUGUGGUGCACACUGGCACGAAUGUGGUGCACACUGGCACGAAUGUGGUGCACACUGGCACGAAUGUGGUGCACAGUGGCACGAAUGUGGUGCACACUGCCACGAAUGUGGUGCACACUGGCACGAAUGUGGUGCACACUGGCACGAAUGUGGUGCACAGUGGCACGAAUGUGGUGCACACUGGCACGAAUGUGGUGCACACUGGCACGAAUGUGGUGCACACUGGCACGAAUGUGGUGCACAGUGGCACGAAUGUGGUGCACACUGCCACGAAUGUGGUGCACACUGGCACGAAUGUGGUGCACACUGGCACGAAUGUGGUGCACAGUGGCACGAAUGUGGUGCACACUGGCACGAAUGUGGUGCACACUGGCACGAAUGUGGUGCACACUGGCACGAAUGUGGUGCACACUGGCACGAAUGUGGUGCACAGUGGCACGAAUGAGGUGCACACUGGCACGAAUGUGGUGCACACUUGCACGAAUGUGGUGCACACUGGCACGAAUGUGGUGCACACUGGCACGAAUGUGGUGCACACUGGCACGAAUGUGGUGCACACUAGCACGAAUGUGGUGCACAGUGGCACAAAUGUGGUGCACACUGGCACGAAUGUGGUGCACACUGGCACGAAUGUGGUGCACACUGGCACGAAUGUGGUGCACACUGGCACGAAUGUGGUGCACACUGGCACGAAUGUGGUGCACACUGGCACGAAUGUGGUGCACACUGGCACGAAUGUGGUGCACACUGGCACGAAUGUGGUGCACACUGGCACGAAUGUGGUGCACAGUGGCACGAAUGUGGUGCACACUGGCACGAAUGUGGUGCACACUGGCAUGAAUGUGGUGCACACUGGCACGAAUGUGGUGCACACUGGCACGAAUGUGGUGCACACUGGCACGAAUGUGGUGCACACUGGCACGAAUGUGGUGCACAGUGGCACGAAUGUGGUGCACACUGGCACGAAUAUGGUGCACACUGGCACGAAUGUGGUGCACACUGGCACGAAUGUGGUGCACACUGGCACGAAUGUGGUGCACACUGGCACGAAUGUGGUGCACACUGGCACGAAUGUGGUGCACACUGGCACGAAUGUGGUGCACACUGGCACGAAUGAGGUGCACAUUGGCAUGAAUGUGGUGCACACUAGCACGAAUGUGGUGCACACUGGCACCAAUGUGGUGCACACUGCCACGAAUGUGGUGCACAGUGGCACGAAUGUGGUGCACAGUGGCACGAAUGUGGUGCACAGUGGCACGAAUGUGGUGCACACUGGCACGAAUGUGGUGCACACUGGCACGAAUGUGGUGCUCACUGGCACGAAUGUGGUGCACACUGGCACGAAUGUGGUGCACACUGGCACAAAUGUGGUGCACACUGGCACGAAUGUGGUGCACAGUGGCACGAAUGUGGUGCACACUGGCACGAAUGUGGUGCACACUGGCACGAAUGUGGUGCACAGUGGCACGAAUGUGGUGCACACUGGCACGAAUGUGGUGCACACUGGCACGAAUGUGGUGCACACUGGCACGAAUGUGGUGCACACUGGCACGAAUGUGGUGCACACUGGCACGAAUGUGGUGCACACUAGCACGAAUGUGGUGCACACUGGCACGAAUGUGGUGCACACUGGCACGAAUGUGGUGCACAGUGGCACGAAUGUGGUGCACAGUUGCACGAAUGUGGUGCACACUGGCACGAAUGUGGUGCACACUGGCACGAAUGUGGUGCACAGUGGCACGAAUGUGGUGCACACUGGCACGAAUGUGGUGCACACUAGCACGAAUGUGGUGCACACUGGCACGAAUGUGGUGCACACUGGCACGAAUGUGGUGCACACUGGCACGAAUGUGGUGCACACUGGCACGAAUGUGGUGCACAGUGGCACGAAUGUGGUGCACACUGGCACGAAUGUGGUGCACAGUGGCAUGAAUGUGGUGCACACUGGCACGAAUGUGGUGCACACUGGCACGAAUGUGGUGCACACUGGCACGAAUGUGGUGCACACUGGCACGAAUGUGGUGCACAGUGGCACGAAUGUGGUGCACACUGGCACGAAUGUGGUGCACACUGCCACGAAUGUGGUGCACAGUGGCACGAAUGUGGUGCACAGUGGCACGAAUGUGGUGCACAGUGGCACGAAUGUGGUGCACACUGGCACGAAUGUGGUGCACACUGGCACGAAUGUGGUGCUCACUGGCACGAAUGUGGUGCACACUGGCACGAAUGUGGUGCACACUGGCACAAAUGUGGUGCACACUGGCACGAAUGUGGUGCACAGUGGCACGAAUGUGGUGCACACUGGCACGAAUGUGGUGCACACUGGCACGAAUGUGGUGCACAGUGGCACGAAUGUGGUGCACACUGGCACGAAUGUGGUGCACACUGGCACGAAUGUGGUGCACACUGGCACGAAUGUGGUGCACACUGGCACGAAUGUGGUGCACACUAGCACGAAUGUGGUGCACACUGGCACGAAUGUGGUGCACACUGGCACGAAUGUGGUGCACAGUGGCACGAAUGUGGUGCACAGUGGCACGAAUGUGGUGCACACUGGCACGAAUGUGGUGCACACUGGCACGAAUGUGGUGCACAGUGGCACGAAUGUGGUGCACACUGGCACGAAUGUGGUGCACACUAGCACGAAUGUGGUGCACACUGGCACGAAUGUGGUGCACACUGGCACGAAUGUGGUGCACACUGGCACGAAUGUGGUGCACACUGGCACGAAUGUGGUGCACAGUGGCACGAAAGUGGUGCACACUGGACCGAAUGUGGUGCACACUGGCACGAAUGUGGUGCACAGUGGCACGAAUGUGGUGCACACUGGCACGAAUGUGGUGCACACUGGCACGAAUGUGGUGCACACUGGCACGAAUGUGGUGCACAGUGGCACGAAUGUGGUGCACACUGCCACGAAUGUGGUGCACACUGGCACGAAUGUGGUGCACACUGGCACGAAUGUGGUGCACACUGGCACGAAUGUGGUGCACACUGGCACGAAUGUGGUGCACACAGGCACGAAUGUGGUGCACAGUGGCACGAAUGUGGUGCACAGUGGCACGAAUGUGGUGCACACUGGCACGAAUGUGGUGCACACUGGCACGAAUGUGGUGCACACUGGCACGAAUGUGGUGCACACUGGCACGAAUGUGGUGCACACUGGCACGAAUGUGGUGCACAGUGGCACGAAUGAGGUGCACAUUGGCACGAAUGUGGUGCACACUUGCACGAAUGUGGUGCACACUGGCACGAAUGUGGUGCACACUGGCACGAAUGUGGUGCACACUGGCACGAAUGUGGUGCACACUGGCACGAAUGUGGUGCACACUGGCACGAAUGUGGUGCACACUGGCACGAAUGUGGUGCACACUGGCACGAAUGUGGUGCACAGUGGCACGAAUGUGGUGCACACUGGCACGAAUGUGGUGCACACUGGCAUGAAUGUGGUGCACACUGGCACGAAUGUGGUGCACACUGGCACAAAUGUGGUGCACACUGGCACGAAUGUGGUGCACACUGGCACGAAUGUGGUGCACAGUGGCACGAAUGUGGUGCACACUGGCACGAAUAUGGUGCACACUGGCACGAAUGUGGUGCACACUGGCACGAAUGUGGUGCACACUGGCACGAAUGUGGUGCACACUGGCACGAAUGUGGUGCACACUGGCACGAAUGUGGUGCACACUGGCACGAAUGUGGUGCACAGUGGCACGAAUGAGGUGCACAUUGGCACGAAUGUGGUGCACACUAGCACGAAUGUGGUGCACACUGGCACCAAUGUGGUGCACACUGCCACGAAUGUGGUGCACAGUGGCACGAAUGUGGUGCACAGUGGCACGAAUGUGGUGCACAGUGGCACGAAUGUGGUGCACACUGGCACGAAUGUGGUGCACACUGGCACGAAUGUGGUGCUCACUGGCACGAAUGUGGUGCACACUGGCACGAAUGUGGUGCACACUGGCACGAAUGUGGUGCACACUAGCACGAAUGUGGUGCACACUGGCACGAAUGUGGUGCACACUGGCACGAAUGUGGUGCACACUGGCACGAAUGUGGUGCACAGUGGCACGAAUGUGGUGCACACUGGCACGAAUGUGGUGCACACUGGCACGAAUGUGGUGCACAGUGGCACGAAUGUGGUGCACACUGGCACGAAUGUGGUGCACACUAGCACGAAUGUGGUGCACACUGGCACGAAUGUGGUGCACACUGGCACGAAUGUGGUGCACACUGGCACGAAGGUGGUGCACACUGGCACGAAUGUGGUGCACAGUGGCACGAAUGUGGUGCACACUGGCACGAAUGUGGUGCACAGUGGCAUGAAUGUGGUGCACACUGGCACGAAUGUGGUGCACACUGGCACGAAUGUGGUGCACACUGGCACGAAUGUGGUGCACACUGGCACGAAUGUGGUGCACAGUGGCACGAAUGUGGUGCACACUGGCACGAAUGUGGUGCACACUGCCACGAAUGUGGUGCACAGUGGCACGAAUGUGGUGCACAGUGGCACGAAUGUGGUGCACAGUGGCACGAAUGUGGUGCACACUGGCAUGAAUGUGGUGCACACUGGCACGAAUGUGGUGCACACUGGCACGAAUGUGGUGCACACUGGCACGAAUGUGGUGCACACUGGCACGAAUGUGGUGCACAGUGGCACGAAUGUGGUGCACACUGGCACGAAUAUGGUGCACACUGGCACGAAUGUGGUGCACACUGGCACGAAUGUGGUGCACACUGGCACGAAUGUGGUGCACACUGGCACGAAUGUGGUGCACACUGGCACGAAUGUGGUGCACACUGGCACGAAUGUGGUGCACAGUGGCACGAAUGAGGUGCACAUUGGCAUGAAUGUGGUGCACACUAGCACGAAUGUGGUGCACACUGGCACCAAUGUGGUGCACACUGCCACGAAUGUGGUGCACAGUGGCACGAAUGUGGUGCACAGUGGCACGAAUGUGGUGCACAGUGGCACGAAUGUGGUGCACACUGGCACGAAUGUGGUGCACACUGGCACGAAUGUGGUGCUCACUGGCACGAAUGUGGUGCACACUGGCACGAAUGUGGUGCACACUGGCACAAAUGUGGUGCACACUGGCACGAAUGUGGUGCACAGUGGCACGAAUGUGGUGCACACUGGCACGAAUGUGGUGCACACUGGCACGAAUGUGGUGCACAGUGGCACGAAUGUGGUGCACACUGGCACGAAUGUGGUGCACACUGGCACGAAUGUGGUGCACACUGGCACGAAUGUGGUGCACACUGGCACGAAUGUGGUGCACACUGGCACGAAUGUGGUGCACACUAGCACGAAUGUGGUGCACACUGGCACGAAUGUGGUGCACACUGGCACGAAUGUGGUGCACAGUGGCACGAAUGUGGUGCACAGUUGCACGAAUGUGGUGCACACUGGCACGAAUGUGGUGCACACUGGCACGAAUGUGGUGCACAGUGGCACGAAUGUGGUGCACACUGGCACGAAUGUGGUGCACACUAGCACGAAUGUGGUGCACACUGGCACGAAUGUGGUGCACACUGGCACGAAUGUGGUGCACACUGGCACGAAUGUGGUGCACACUGGCACGAAUGUGGUGCACAGUGGCACGAAUGUGGUGCACACUGGCACGAAUGUGGUGCACAGUGGCAUGAAUGUGGUGCACACUGGCACGAAUGUGGUGCACACUGGCACGAAUGUGGUGCACACUGGCACGAAUGUGGUGCACACUGGCACGAAUGUGGUGCACAGUGGCACGAAUGUGGUGCACACUGGCACGAAUGUGGUGCACACUGCCACGAAUGUGGUGCACAGUGGCACGAAUGUGGUGCACAGUGGCACGAAUGUGGUGCACAGUGGCACGAAUGUGGUGCACACUGGCACGAAUGUGGUGCACACUGGCACGAAUGUGGUGCUCACUGGCACGAAUGUGGUGCACACUGGCACGAAUGUGGUGCACACUGGCACAAAUGUGGUGCACACUGGCACGAAUGUGGUGCACAGUGGCACGAAUGUGGUGCACACUGGCACGAAUGUGGUGCACACUGGCACGAAUGUGGUGCACAGUGGCACGAAUGUGGUGCACACUGGCACGAAUGUGGUGCACACUGGCACGAAUGUGGUGCACACUGGCACGAAUGUGGUGCACACUGGCACGAAUGUGGUGCACACUAGCACGAAUGUGGUGCACACUGGCACGAAUGUGGUGCACACUGGCACGAAUGUGGUGCACAGUGGCACGAAUGUGGUGCACAGUGGCACGAAUGUGGUGCACACUGGCACGAAUGUGGUGCACACUGGCACGAAUGUGGUGCACAGUGGCACGAAUGUGGUGCACACUGGCACGAAUGUGGUGCACACUAGCACGAAUGUGGUGCACACUGGCACGAAUGUGGUGCACACUGGCACGAAUGUGGUGCACACUGGCACGAAUGUGGUGCACACUGGCACGAAUGUGGUGCACAGUGGCAUGAAAGUGGUGCACACUGGACCGAAUGUGGUGCACACUGGCACGAAUGUGGUGCACAGUGGCACGAAUGUGGUGCACACUGGCACGAAUGUGGUGCACACUGGCACGAAUGUGGUGCACACUGGCACGAAUGUGGUGCACAGUGGCACGAAUGUGGUGCACACUGCCACGAAUGUGGUGCACACUGGCACGAAUGUGGUGCACACUGGCACGAAUGUGGUGAACACUGGCACGAAUGUGGUGCACACUGGCACGAAUGUGGUGCACACAGGCACGAAUGUGGUGCACAGUGGCACGAAUGUGGUGCACAGUGGCACGAAUGUGGUGCACACUGGCACGAAUGUGGUGCACACUGGCACGAAUGUGGUGCACACUGGCACGAAUGUGGUGCACACUGGCACGAAUGUGGUGCACACUGGCACGAAUGUGGUGCACAGUGGCACGAAUGAGGUGCACAUUGGCACGAAUGUGGUGCACACUUGCACAAAUGUGGUGCACACUGGCACGAAUGUGGUGCACACUGGCACGAAUGUGGUGCACACUGGCACGAAUGUGGUGCACACUGGCACGAAUGUGGUGCACACUAGCACGAAUGUGGUGCACAGUGGCACAAAUGUGGUGCACACUGGCACGAAUGAGGUGCACACUGGCACGAAUGUGGUGCACACUGGCACGAAUGUGGUGCACACUGGCACGAAUGUGGUGCACACUGGCACGAAUGUGGUGCACACUGGCACGAAUGUGGUGCACACUGGCACGAAUGUGGUGCACACUGGCACGAAUGUGGUGCACACUGGCACGAAUGUGGUGCACAGUGGCACGAAUGUGGUGCACACUGGCACGAAUGUGGUGCACACUGGCAUGAAUGUGGUGCACACUGGCACGAAUGUGGUGCACACUGGCACGAAUGUGGUGCACACUGGCACGAAUGUGGUGCACACUGGCACGAAUGUGGUGCACAGUGGCACGAAUGUGGUGCACACUGGCACGAAUAUGGUGCACACUGGCACGAAUGUGGUGCACACUGGCACGAAUGUGGUGCACACUGGCACGAAUGUGGUGCACACUGGCACGAAUGUGGUGCACACUGGCACGAAUGUGGUGCACACUGGCACGAAUGUGGUGCACAGUGGCACGAAUGAGGUGCACAUUAGCACGAAUGUGGUGCACACUGGCACGAAUGUGGUGCACAAUGGCACCAAUGUGGUGCACACUGCCACGAAUGUGGUGCACAGUGGCACGAAUGUGGUGCACAGUGGCACGAAUGUGGUGCACAGUGGCACGAAUGUGGUGCACACUGGCACGAAUGUGGUGCACACUGGCACGAAUGUGGUGCUCACUGGCACGAAUGUGGUGCACACUGGCACGAAUGUGGUGCACACUGGCACAAAUGUGGUGCACACUGGCACGAAUGUGGUGCACAGUGGCACGAAUGUGGUGCACACUGGCACGAAUGUGGUGCACACUGGCACGAAUGUGGUGCACAGUGGCACGAAUGUGGUGCACACUGGCACGAAUGUGGUGCACAGUGGCACGAAUGUGGUGCACACUGGCACGAAUGUGGUGCACACUGGCACGAAUGUGGUGCACACUGGCACGAAUGUGGUGCACACUAGCACAAAUGUGGUGCACACUGGCACGAAUGUGGUGCACACUGGCACGAAUGUGGUGCACAGUGGCACGAAUGUGGUGCACAGUGGCACGAAUGUGGUGCACACUGGCACGAAUGUGGUGCACACUGGCACGAAUGUGGUGCACAGUGGCACGAAUGUGGUGCACACUGGCACGAAUGUGGUGCACACUAGCACGAAUGUGGUGCACACUGGCACGAAUGUGGUGCACACUGGCACGAAUGUGGUGCACACUGGCACGAAUGUGGUGCACACUGGCACGAAUGUGGUGCACAGUGGCACGAAUGUGGUGCACACUGGCACGAAUGUGGUGCACAGUGGCAUGAAUGUGGUGCACACUGGCACGAAUGUGGUGCACACUGGCACGAAUGUGGUGCACACUGGCACGAAUGUGGUGCACACUGGCACGAAUGUGGUGCACAGUGGCACGAAUGUGGUGCACACUGGCACGAAUGUGGUGCACACUGCCACGAAUGUGGUGCACAGUGGCACGAAUGUGGUGCACAGUGGCACGAAUGUGGUGCACAGUGGCACGAAUGUGGUGCACACUGGCACGAAUGUGGUGCACACUGGCACGAAUGUGGUGCUCACUGGCACGAAUGUGGUGCACACUGGCACGAAUGUGGUGCACACUGGCACAAAUGUGGUGCACACUGGCACGAAUGUGGUGCACAGUGGCACGAAUGUGGUGCACACUGGCACGAAUGUGGUGCACACUGGCACGAAUGUGGUGCACAGUGGCACGAAUGUGGUGCACACUGGCACGAAUGUGGUGCACACUGGCACGAAUGUGGUGCACACUGGCACGAAUGUGGUGCACACUGGCACGAAUGUGGUGCACACUGGCACGAAUGUGGUGCACAGUGGCACGAAUGUGGUGCACACUGGCACGAAUGUGGUGCACACUAGCACGAAUGUGGUGCACACUGGCACGAAUGUGGUGCACACUGGCACGAAUGUGGUGCACACUGGCACGAAUGUGGUGCACACUGGCACGAAUGUGGUGCACAGUGGCACGAAUGUGGUGCACACUGGCACGAAUGUGGUGCACAGUGGCAUGAAUGUGGUGCACACUGGCACGAAUGUGGUGCACACUGGCACGAAUGUGGUGCACACUGGCACGAAUGUGGUGCACACUGGCACGAAUGUGGUGCACACUGGCACGAAUGUGGUGCACACUGGCACGAAUGUGGUGCACACUGGCACGAAUGUGGUGCACACUGGCACGAAUGUGGUGCACACUGGCACGAAUGUGGUGCACACUGGCACGAAUGUGGUGCACACUGGCACGAAUGUGGUGCACAGUGGCACGAAUGAGGUGCACAUUGGCACGAAUGUGGUGCACACUGGCACGAAUAUGGUGCACAGUGGCACGAAUGAGGUGCACAUUGGCACGAAUGUGGUGCACACUGGCACGAAUGUGGUGCACACUGGCACGAAUGUGGUGCGCACUGGCACGAAUGUGGUGCACACUGGCACGAAUGUGGUGCACACUGGCACGAAUGUGGUGCACACUGGCACGAAUGUGGUGCACACUGGCACGAAUGUGGUGCACAGUGGCACCAAUGUGGUGCACACUGGCACGAAUGUGGUGCACAGUGGCACGAAUGUGGUGCACACUGGCAAGAAUAAGGUGCACAGUGGCACGAAUGUGGUGCACACUGGCACGAAUGUGGUGCACACUGGCACGAAUGUGGUGCACACAGGCACGAAUGUGGUGCACAGUGGCACGAAUGUGGUGCACAGUGGCACGAAUGUGGUGCACACUGGCACGAAUGUGGUGCACACUGGCACGAAUGUGGUGCACACUGGCACGAAUGUGGUGCACACUGGCACGAAUGUGGUGCACACUGGCACGAAUGUGGUGCACACUAGCACAAAUGUGGUGCACACUGGCACGAAUGUGGUGCACACUGGCACGAAUGUGGUGCACAGUGGCACGAAUGUGGUGCACAGUGGCACGAAUGUGGUGCACACUGGCACGAAUGUGGUGCACACUGGCACGAAUGUGGUGCACAGUGGCACGAAUGUGGUGCACACUGGCACGAAUGUGGUGCACACUAGCACGAAUGUGGUGCACACUGGCACGAAUGUGGUGCACACUGGCACGAAUGUGGUGCACACUGGCACGAAUGUGGUGCACACUGGCACGAAUGUGGUGCACAGUGGCACGAAUGUGGUGCACACUGGCACGAAUGUGGUGCACAGUGGCAUGAAUGUGGUGCACACUGGCACGAAUGUGGUGCACACUGGCACGAAUGUGGUGCACACUGGCACGAAUGUGGUGCACACUGGCACGAAUGUGGUGCACAGUGGCACGAAUGUGGUGCACACUGGCACGAAUGUGGUGCACACUGCCACGAAUGUGGUGCACAGUGGCACGAAUGUGGUGCACAGUGGCACGAAUGUGGUGCACAGUGGCACGAAUGUGGUGCACACUGGCACGAAUGUGGUGCACACUGGCACGAAUGUGGUGCUCACUGGCACGAAUGUGGUGCACACUGGCACGAAUGUGGUGCACACUGGCACAAAUGUGGUGCACACUGGCACGAAUGUGGUGCACAGUGGCACGAAUGUGGUGCACACUGGCACGAAUGUGGUGCACACUGGCACGAAUGUGGUGCACAGUGGCACGAAUGUGGUGCACACUGGCACGAAUGUGGUGCACACUGGCACGAAUGUGGUGCACACUGGCACGAAUGUGGUGCACACUGGCACGAAUGUGGUGCACACUGGCACAAAUGUGGUGCACAGUGGCACGAAUGUGGUGCACACUGGCACGAAUGUGGUGCACACUAGCACGAAUGUGGUGCACACUGGCACGAAUGUGGUGCACACUGGCACGAAUGUGGUGCACACUGGCACGAAUGUGGUGCACACUGGCACGAAUGUGGUGCACAGUGGCACGAAUGUGGUGCACACUGGCACGAAUGUGGUGCACAGUGGCAUGAAUGUGGUGCACACUGGCACGAAUGUGGUGCACACUGGCACGAAUGUGGUGCACACUGGCACGAAUGUGGUGCACACUGGCACGAAUGUGGUGCACAGUGGCACGAAUGUGGUGCACACUGGCACGAAUGUGGUGCACACUGGCACGAAUGUGGUGCACACUGGCACGAAUGUGGUGCACACUGGCACGAAUGUGGUGCACACUGGCACGAAUGUGGUGCACACUGGCACGAAUGUGGUGCACACUGGCACGAAUGUGGUGCACAGUGGCACGAAUGAGGUGCACAUUGGCACGAAUGUGGUGCACACUGGCACGAAUAUGGUGCACAGUGGCACGAAUGAGGUGCACAUUGGCACGAAUGUGGUGCACACUGGCACGAAUGUGGUGCACACUGGCACGAAUGUGGUGCGCACUGGCACGAAUGUGGUGCACACUGGCACGAAUGUGGUGCACACUGGCACGAAUGUGGUGCACACUGGCACGAAUGUGGUGCACACUGGCACGAAUGUGGUGCACAGUGGCACCAAUGUGGUGCACACUGGCACGAAUGUGGUGCACACUGGCACGAAUGUGGUGCACACUGGCACGAAUGUGGUGCACACUGGCACGAAUGUGGUGCACACUGGCACGAAUAAGGUGCACAGUGGCACGAAUGUGGUGCACACUGGCAAGAAUAAGGUGCACAGUGGCACGAAUGUGGUGCACACUGGCACGAAUGUGGUGCACACUGGCACGAAUGUGGUGCACACAGGCACGAAUGUGGUGCACAGUGGCACGAAUGUGGUGCACAGUGGCACGAAUGUGGUGCACACUGGCACGAAUGUGGUGCACACUGGCACGAAUGUGGUGCACACUGGCACGAAUGUGGUGCACACUGGCACGAAUGUGGUGCACACUGGCACGAAUGUGGUGCACACUGGCACGAAUGUGGUGCACACUGGCACGAAUGUGGUGCACACUGGCACGAAUGUGGUGCACACUGGCACGAAUGUGGUGCACACUGGCACGAAUGUGGUGCACACUGGCACGAAUGUGGUGCACACUGGCACGAAUGUGGUGCACACUGGCACGAAUGUGGUGCACACUGGCACGAAUGUGGUGCACACUGGCACGAAUGUGGUGCACAGUGGCACGAAUGUGGUGCACACUGGCACGAAUGUGGUGCACACUAGCACGAAUGUGGUGCACACUGGCACGAAUGUGGUGCACACUGGCACGAAUGUGGUGCACACUGGCACGAAUGUGGUGCACACUGGCACGAAUGUGGUGCACAGUGGCACGAAAGUGGUGCACACUGGCACGAAUGUGGUGCACACUGGCACGAAUGUGGUGCACACUGGCACGAAUGUGGUGCACACUGGCACGAAUGUGGUGCACACUGGCACGAAUGUGGUGCACACUGGCACGAAUGUGGUGCACAGUGGCACGAAUGUGGUGCACACUGCCACGAAUGUGGUGCACACUGGCACGAAUGUGGUGCACACUGGCACGAAUGUGGUGCACACUGGCACGAAUGUGGUGCACACUGGCACGAAUGUGGUGCACACUGGCACGAAUGUGGUGCACACUGGCACGAAUGUGGUGCACAGUGGCACGAAUGAGGUGCACAUUGGCACGAAUGUGGUGCACACUUGCACGAAUGUGGUGCACACUGGCACGAAUGUGGUGCACACUGGCACGAAUGUGGUGCACACUGGCACGAAUGUGGUGCACACUAGCACGAAUGUGGUGCACAGUGGCACAAAUGUGGUGCACACUGGCACGAAUGAGGUGCACACUGGCACGAAUGUGGUGCACACUGGCACGAAUGUGGUGCACACUGGCACGAAUGUGGUGCACACUGGCACGAAUGUGGUGCACACUGGCACGAAUGUGGUGCACACUGGCACGAAUGUGGUGCACACUGGCACGAAUGUGGUGCACACUGGCACGAAUGUGGUGCACAGUGGCACGAAUGUGGUGCACACUGGCACGAAUGUGGUGCACACUAGCAUGAAUGUGGUGCACACUGGCACGAAUGUGGUGCACACUGGCACGAAUGUGGUGCACACUGGCACGAAUGUGGUGCACACUGGCACGAAUGUGGUGCACAGUGGCACGAAUGUGGUGCACACUGGCACAAAUGUGGUGCACACUGGCAUGAAUGUGGUGCACACUGGCACGAAUGUGGUGCACACUGGCACGAAUGUGGUGCACACUGGCACGAAUGUGGUGCACACUGGCACGAAUGUGGUGCACAGUGGCACGAAUGUGGUGCACACUGGCACGAAUAUGGUGCACACUGGCACGAAUGUGGUGCACACUGGCACGAAUGUGGUGCACACUGGCACGAAUGUGGUGCACACUGGCACGAAUGUGGUGCACACUGGCACGAAUGUGGUGCACACUGGCACGAAUGUGGUGCACAGUGGCACGAAUGAGGUGCACAUUGGCACGAAUGUGGUGCACACUAGCACGAAUGUGGUGCACACUGGCACCAAUGUGGUGCACACUGCCACGAAUGUGGUGCACAGUGGCACGAAUGUGGUGCACAGUGGCACGAAUGUGGUGCACAGUGGCACGAAUGUGGUGCACACUGGCACGAAUGUGGUGCACACUGGCACGAAUGUGGUGCUCACUGGCACGAAUGUGGUGCACACUGGCACGAAUGUGGUGCACACUGGCACAAAUGUGGUGCACACUGGCACGAAUGUGGUGCACAGUGGCACGAAUGUGGUGCACACUGGCACGAAUGUGGUGCACACUGGCACGAAUGUGGUGCACAGUGGCACGAAUGUGGUGCACACUGGCACGAAUGUGGUGCACACUGGCACGAAUGUGGUGCACACUGGCACGAAUGUGGUGCACACUGGCACGAAUGUGGUGCACACUGGCACGAAUGUGGUGCACACUAGCACGAAUGUGGUGCACACUGGCACGAAUGUGGUGCACACUGGCACGAAUGUGGUGCACAGUGGCACGAAUGUGGUGCACAGUGGCACGAAUGUGGUGCACACUGGCACGAAUGUGGUGCACACUGGCACGAAUGUGGUGCACAGUGGCACGAAUGUGGUGCACAGUGGCACGAAUGUGGUGCACACUGGCACGAAUGUGGUGCACACUGGCACGAAUGUGGUGCACACUGGCACGAAUGUGGUGCACACUGGCACGAAUGUGGUGCACACUGGCACGAAUGUGGUGCACACUGGCACGAAUGUGGUGCACACUGGCACGAAUGUGGUGCACACUGGCACGAAUGUGGUGCACACUGGCACGAAUGUGGUGCACACUGGCACGAAUGUGGUGCACACUGGCACGAAUGUGGUGCACACUGGCACGAAUGUGGUGCACACUGGCACGAAUGUGGUGCACACUGGCACGAAUGUGGUGCACACUGGCACGAAUAUGGUGCACAAUGGCACGAAUGUGGUGCACACUGGCACGAAUGUGGUGCACACUGGCACGAAUGUGGUGCACAGUGGCACGAAUGUGGUGCACACUGGCACGAAUGUGGUGCACACUGGCACGAAUGUGGUGCACACUGGCACGAAUGUGGUGCACACUGGCACGAAUGUGGUGCACACUGGCACGAAUGUGGUGCACACUGGCACGAAUGUGGUGCACACUGGCACGAAUGUGGUGCACAGUGGCACGAAUGAGGUGCACAUUGGCACGAAUGUGGUGCACACUGGCACGAAUGUGGUGCACAGUGGCACGAAUGAGGUGCACAUUGGCACGAAUGUGGUGCACACUGGCACGAAUAUGGUGCACAGUGGCACGAAUAUGGUGCACACUGGCACGAAUGUGGUGCACACUGGCACGAAUGUGGUGCACACUGGCACGAAUGUGGUGCACACUGGCACGAAUGUGGUGCACAGUGGCACGAAUGUGGUGCACACUGGCACGAAUGUGGUGCACACUAGCACGAAUGUGGUGCACACUGGCACGAAUGUGGUGCACACUGGCACGAAUGUGGUGCACACUGGCACGAAUGUGGUGCACACUGGCACGAAUGUGGUGCACAGUGGCACGAAUGUGGUGCACACUGGCACGAAUGUGGUGCACAGUGGCAUGAAUGUGGUGCACACUGGCACGAAUGUGGUGCACACUGGCACGAAUGUGGUGCACACUGGCACGAAUGUGGUGCACACUGGCACGAAUGUGGUGCACAGUGGCACGAAUGUGGUGCACACUGGCACGAAUGUGGUGCACACUGGCACGAAUGUGGUGCACACUGGCACGAAUGUGGUGCACACUGGCACGAAUGUGGUGCACACUGGCACGAAUGUGGUGCACACUGGCACGAAUGUGGUGCACACUGGCACGAAUGUGGUGCACACUGGCACAAAUGUGGUGCACACUGGCACGAAUGUGGUGCACAGUGGCAUGAAUGUGGUGCACACUGGCACGAAUGUGGUGCACACUGGCACGAAUGUGGUGCACAGUGGCACGAAUGUGGUGCACACUGGCACGAAUGUGGUGCACACUGGCACGAAUGUGGUGCACACUGGCACGAAUGUGGUGCACACUGGCACGAAUGUGGUGCACACUGGCACGAAUGUGGUGCACACUAGCACGAAUGUGGUGCACACUGGCACGAAUGUGGUGCACACUGGCACGAAUGUGGUGCACAGUGGCACGAAUGUGGUGCACAGUGGCACAAAUGUGGUGCACACUGGCACGAAUGUGGUGCACACUGGCACGAAUGUGGUGCACAGUGGCACGAAUGUGGUGCACACUGGCACGAAUGUGGUGCACACUAGCACGAAUGUGGUGCACACUGGCACGAAUGUGGUGCACACUGGCACGAAUGUGGUGCACACUGGCACGAAUGUGGUGCACACUGGCACAAAUGUGGUGCACAGUGGCACGAAUGUGGUGCACACUGGCACGAAUGUGGUGCACAGUGGCAUGAAUGUGGUGCACACUGGCACGAAUGUGGUGCACACUGGCACGAAUGUGGUGCACACUGGCACGAAUGUGGUGCACACUGGCACGAAUGUGGUGCACAGUGGCACGAAUGUGGUGCACACUGGCACGAAUGUGGUGCACACUGCCACGAAUGUGGUGCACAGUGGCACGAAUGUGGUGCACAGUGGCACGAAUGUGGUGCACAGUGGCACGAAUGUGGUGCACACUGGCACGAAUGUGGUGCACACUGGCACGAAUGUGGUGCUCACUGGCACGAAUGUGGUGCACACUGGCACGAAUGUGGUGCACACUGGCACAAAUGUGGUGCACACUGGCACGAAUGUGGUGCACAGUGGCACGAAUGUGGUGCACACUGGCACGAAUGUGGUGCACACUGGCACGAAUGUGGUGCACAGUGGCACGAAUGUGGUGCACACUGGCACGAAUGUGGUGCACACUGGCACGAAUGUGGUGCACACUGGCACGAAUGUGGUGCACACUGGCACGAAUGUGGUGCACACUGGCACGAAUGUGGUGCACAGUGGCACGAAUGUGGUGCACACUGGCACGAAUGUGGUGCACACUAGCACGAAUGUGGUGCACACUGGCACGAAUGUGGUGCACACUGGCACGAAUGUGGUGCACACUGGCACGAAUGUGGUGCACACUGGCACGAAUGUGGUGCACAGUGGCACGAAUGUGGUGCACACUGGCACGAAUGUGGUGCACAGUGGCAUGAAUGUGGUGCACACUGGCACGAAUGUGGUGCACACUGGCACGAAUGUGGUGCACACUGGCACGAAUGUGGUGCACACUGGCACGAAUGUGGUGCACAGUGGCACGAAUGUGGUGCACAGUGGCACGAAUGUGGUGCACACUGGCACGAAUGUGGUGCACACUGGCACGAAUGUGGUGCACACUGGCACGAAUGUGGUGCACACUGGCACGAAUGUGGUGCACACUGGCACGAAUGUGGUGCACACUGGCACGAAUGUGGUGCACACUGGCACGAAUGUGGUGCACAGUGGCACGAAUGAGGUGCACAUUGGCACGAAUGUGGUGCACACUGGCACGAAUAUGGUGCACAGUGGCACGAAUGAGGUGCACAUUGGCACGAAUGUGGUGCACACUGGCACGAAUGUGGUGCACACUGGCACGAAUGUGGUGCGCACUGGCACGAAUGUGGUGCACACUGGCACGAAUGUGGUGCACACUGGCACGAAUGUGGUGCACACUGGCACGAAUGUGGUGCACACUGGCACGAAUGUGGUGCACAGUGGCACCAAUGUGGUGCACACUGGCACGAAUGUGGUGCACACUGGCACGAAUGUGGUGCACACUGGCAAGAAUGUGGUGCACACUGGCACGAAUGUGGUGCACACUGGCACGAAUGUGGUGCACACUGGCACGAAUGUGGUGCACACUGGCACGAAUAAGGUGCACAGUGGCACGAAUGUGGUGCACACUGGCACGAAUGUGGUGCACACUGGCACGAAUGUGGUGCACACAGGCACGAAUGUGGUGCACAGUGGCACGAAUGAGGUGCACAGUGGCACGAAUGUGGUGCACACUGGCACGAAUGUGGUCCACACUGGCACGAAUGUGGUGCACACUGGCACGAAUGUGGUGCACACUGGCACGAAUGUGGUGCACACUGGCACGAAUGUGGUGCACACUGGCACGAAUGUGGUGCACACUGGCACGAAUGUGGUGCACACUGGCACGAAUGUGGUGCACACUGGCACGAAUGUGGUGCACACUGGCACGAAUGUGGUGCACACUGGCACGAAUGUGGUGCACACUGGCACGAAUGUGGUGCACACUGGCACGAAUGUGGUGCACACUGGCACGAAUGUGGUGCACACUGGCACGAAUGUGGUGCACACUGGCACGAAUGUGGUGCACACUGGCACGAAUGUGGUGCACACUGGCACGAAUGUGGUGCACACUGGCACGAAUGUGGUGCACACUGGCACGAAUGUGGUGCACACUGGCACGAAUGUGGUGCACACUGGCACGAAUGUGGUGCACACUGGCACGAAUGUGGUGCACACUUGCACGAGUGUGGUGCACACUGGCACGAAUGUGGUGCACAGUGGAACGAAUGUGGUGCACACUGGCACGAAUGUGGUGCACACUGGCACGAAUGUGGUGCACAGUGGCAUGAAUGUGGUGCACACUGGCACGAAUGUGGUGCACACUGGCACGAAUGUGGUGCACACUGGCACGAAUGUGGUGCACACUGGCACGAAUAAGGUGCACAGUGGCACGAAUGUGGUGCACACUGGCAAGAAUGUGGUGCACACUGCCAUGAAUGUGGUGCACAGUGGCACGAAUGUGGUGCACACUGGCACGAAUGUGGUGCACACUGGCACGAAUGUGGUGCACACUGCCACGAAUGUGGUGCACACUGGCACAAAUGUGGUGCACACUGGCACGAAUGUGGUGCACACUGGCACGAAUGUGGUGCACACUGGCACGAAUGUGGUGCACGCUGGCACGAAUGUGGUGCACACUGGCACGAAUGUGGUGCACACUGGGACGAAUGUGGUGCACACUGGCACGAAUGUGGUGCACAGUGGCACGAAUGUGGUGCACACUGGCACGAAUGUGGUGCACACUGGCACGAAUGUGGUGCACACUGGCACGAAUGUGGUGCACAGUGGCACGAAUGUGGUGCACACUGGCACGAAUGUGGUGCACACUGGCACGAAUGUGGUGCACACUGGCACGAAUGUGGUGCACACUGGCACGAAUGUGGUGCACACUGGCACGAAUGUGGUGCACAGUGGCACGAAUGUGGUGCACACUGGCACGAAUGUGGUGCACACUAGCACGAAUGUGGUGCACACUGGCACGAAUGUGGUGCACACUGGCACGAAUGUGGUGCACACUGGCACGAAUGUGGUGCACACUGGCACGAAUGUGGUGCACAGUGGCACGAAUGUGGUGCACACUGGCACGAAUGUGGUGCACAGUGGCAUGAAUGUGGUGCACACUGGCACGAAUGUGGUGCACACUGGCACGAAUGUGGUGCACACUGGCACGAAUGUGGUGCACACUGGCACGAAUGUGGUGCACAGUGGCACGAAUGUGGUGCACACUGGCACGAAUGUGGUGCACACUGGCACGAAUGUGGUGCACACUGGCACGAAUGUGGUGCACACUGGCACGAAUGUGGUGCACACUGGCACGAAUGUGGUGCACACUGGCACGAAUGUGGUGCACACUGGCACGAAUGUGGUGCACAGUGGCACGAAUGAGGUGCACAUUGGCACGAAUGUGGUGCACACUGGCACGAAUAUGGUGCACAGUGGCACGAAUGAGGUGCACAUUGGCACGAAUGUGGUGCACACUGGCACGAAUGUGGUGCACACUGGCACGAAUGUGGUGCGCACUGGCACGAAUGUGGUGCACACUGGCACGAAUGUGGUGCACACUGGCACGAAUGUGGUGCACACUGGCACGAAUGUGGUGCACACUGGCACGAAUGUGGUGCACAGUGGCACCAAUGUGGUGCACACUGGCACGAAUGUGGUGCACACUGGCACGAAUGUGGUGCACACUGGCAAGAAUGUGGUGCACACUGGCACGAAUGUGGUGCACACUGGCACGAAUGUGGUGCACACUGGCACGAAUGUGGUGCACACUGGCACGAAUAAGGUGCACAGUGGCACGAAUGUGGUGCACACUGGCACGAAUGUGGUGCACACUGGCACGAAUGUGGUGCACACAGGCACGAAUGUGGUGCACAGUGGCACGAAUGUGGUGCACAGUGGCACGAAUGUGGUGCACACUGGCACGAAUGUGGUGCACACUGGCACGAAUGUGGUGCACACUGGCACGAAUGUGGUGCACACUGGCACGAAUGUGGUGCACACUGGCACGAAUGUGGUGCACACUGGCACGAAUGUGGUGCACACUGGCACGAAUGUGGUGCACACUGGCACGAAUGUGGUGCACACUGGCACGAAUGUGGUGCACACUGGCACGAAUGUGGUGCACACUGGCACGAAUGUGGUGCACACUGGCACGAAUGUGGUGCACACUGGCACGAAUGUGGUGCACACUGGCACGAAUGUGGUGCACACUGGCACGAAUGUGGUGCACACUGGCACGAAUGUGGUGCACACUGGCACGAAUGUGGUGCACACUGGCACGAAUGUGGUGCACACUGGCACGAAUGUGGUGCACACUGGCACGAAUGUGGUGCACACUGGCACGAAUGUGGUGCACACUGGCACGAAUGUGGUGCACACUGGCACGAAUGUGGUGCACACUGGCACGAAUGUGGUGCACACUGGCACGAAUGUGGUGCACACUUGCACGAGUGUGGUGCACACUGGCACGAAUGUGGUGCACAGUGGAACGAAUGUGGUGCACACUGGCACGAAUGUGGUGCACACUGGCACGAAUGUGGUGCACAGUGGCAUGAAUGUGGUGCACACUGGCACGAAUGUGGUGCACACUGGCACGAAUGUGGUGCACACUGGCACGAAUGUGGUGCACACUGGCACGAAUAAGGUGCACAGUGGCACGAAUGUGGUGCACACUGGCAAGAAUGUGGUGCACACUGCCAUGAAUGUGGUGCACAGUGGCACGAAUGUGGUGCACACUGGCACGAAUGUGGUGCACACUGGCACGAAUGUGGUGCACACUGCCACGAAUGUGGUGCACACUGGCACAAAUGUGGUGCACACUGGCACGAAUGUGGUGCACACUGGCACGAAUGUGGUGCACACUGGCACGAAUGUGGUGCACGCUGGCACGAAUGUGGUGCACACUGGCACGAAUGUGGUGCACACUGGGACGAAUGUGGUGCACACUGGCACGAAUGUGGUGCACAGUGGCACGAAUGUGGUGCACACUGGCACGAAUGUGGUGCACACUGGCACGAAUGUGGUGCACACUGGCACGAAUGUGGUGCACAGUGGCACGAAUGUGGUGCACACUGGCACGAAUGUGGUGCACACUGGCACGAAUGUGGUGCACACUGGCACGAAUGUGGUGCACAGUGGCACGAAUGUGGUGCACACUGGCACGAAUGUGGUGCGCACUGGCACGAAUGUGGUGCACACUGGCACGAAUGUGGUGCACACUGGCACGAAUGUGGUGCACACUGGCACGAAUGUGGUGCACACUGGCACGAAUGUGGUGCACAGUGGCACGAAUGUGGUGCACACUGGCACGAAUGUGGUGCACACUGGCACGAAUGUGGUGCACAGUGGCAUGAAUGUGGUGCACACUGGCACGAAUGUGGUGCACACUGGCACGAAUGUGGUGCACACUGGCACGAAUGUGGUGCACACUGGCACGAAUAAGGUGCACAGUGGCACGAAUGUGGUGCACACUGGCAAGAAUGUGGUGCACACUGCCACGAAUGUGGUGCACAGUGGCACGAAUGUGGUGCACACUGGCACGAAUGUGGUGCACACUGGCACGAAUGUGGUGCACACUGCCACGAAUGUGGUGCACACUGGCACGAAUGUGGUGCACACUGGCACGAAUGUGGUGCACACUGGCACGAAUGUGGUGCACACUGGCACGAAUGUGGUGCACGCUGGCACGAAUGUGGUGCACACUGGCACGAAUGUGGUGCACACUGGCACGAAUGUGGUGCACACUGGCAGGAAUGUGGUGCACACUGGCACGAAUAAGGUGCACAGUGGCACGAAUGUGGUGCACACUGGCAAGAAUGUGGUGCACACUGCCACGAAUGUGGUGCACAGUGGCACGAAUGUGGUGCACACUGGCACGAAUGUGGUGCACACUGGCACGAAUGUGGUGCACACUGGCACGAAUGUGGUGCACACUGGCACGAAUGUGGUGCACACUGGCACGAAUGUGGUGCGCACUGGCACGAAUGUGGUGCACACUGGCACGAAUGUGGUGCACAGUGGCACGAAUGUGGUGCACAGUGGCACGAAUGUGGUGCACACUGGCACGAAUGUGGUGCACACUGGCACGAAUGUGGUGCACACUGGCACGAAUGUGGUGCACACUGGCACGAAUGUGGUGCACACUGGCACGAAUGUGGUGCACACUGGCACGAAUGUGGUGCACACUGGCACGAAUGUGGUGCGCACUGGCACGAAUGUGGUGCACACUGGCACGAAUGUGGUGCACAGUGGCACGAAUGUGGUGCACACUGGCACGAAUGUGGUGCACACUGGCACGAAUGUGGUGCACACUGGCACGAAUGUGGUGCACACUGGCACGAAUGUGGUGCACACUGGCACGAAUGUGGUGCACACUGGCACGAAUGUGGUGCACACUGGCACGAAUGUGGUGCACACUGGCACGAAUGUGGUGCACAGUGGCACGAAUGUGUGGAUGGCAGCACAACAGGUCGCCAGCAGCACUCACUCAGCAGGUCGCCAGCAGCACUCACUCAGCAGGUCGCGUGCCGCCGCAGAGAGGCCGACGUGCACCGCAGCGUCCACAGGCCGCCCAUCCGCCCCCUCGCCCGCUGCUGCACCCGCAGCAGCAGCAGCAGCAGCAGCGUCGCCACGCGGGUCAGGCAUGGCGAGUAGCGCAGCGGGGCAGGUGUGCGCCAGCAGGCGCAUGCUGGCAGGCGUCCUGCAGAGGGGGGGAGCAGAUGGAGGGGCGAGCGGAGGCAUGAGGGUUGGCCGUGGGGAGGCGUCAGGGAAGGAAGUGUUUCAAUGCCCUUAUGAACAACCACUGGCUCUCCACCUCAGAGGUUAUUUAACUUGGAAGGUUGACCCAGUUCACGGAGGAAGGUUGACCCAGUUCACGGAGGAAGGUUGA